Acanthopagrus latus (yellowfin seabream) is the source of this 6646-nucleotide messenger RNA. It is a transcript of the gene pcsk5a, whose product is annotated as proprotein convertase subtilisin/kexin type 5a. Gene Ontology annotation, molecular function: serine-type endopeptidase activity. The transcript has 37 exons. Lineage: Eukaryota; Metazoa; Chordata; Actinopteri; Spariformes; Sparidae. Gene Ontology annotation, cellular component: Golgi membrane; trans-Golgi network. The coding region runs from base 430 to 6144 and encodes 1904 amino acids. The record is from RefSeq and is a predicted model, not a curated record. Gene Ontology annotation, biological process: peptide hormone processing.
CUUUUUUAUUAUUAUUAUUAUUUUGAAGUAGUUUUUGCAUCACUGCUCCUGACAGUGAUCACAGAGCUCCUGAUGAGGAGAGAAACCAGUCUGGUGUGUUUGAUCAGGGUGUAACUUAAACACAGAGCUGUCCCAUAAGGCUGGUGCAGGUCGGAUCCUAACAAUGGACACACUGCAGCUGAUCCCUGGCUCCCAUGUUGAAGCAGUAACCUGAUAGCUGCUUGUUCACAGCGAAGGAGAGUCAAGUCUUGACAGCUUCAGCAGAGAAGGUCCCCCCGUUUCUGCGCUUCUGAGCAUCUCGUGGAACUCGCUCCUGCGCCACUUCAUCUGUAAAACUUUCCGCGAUGAGAAACACUUCCGAGUGCGGGGACGACGCGUGAGACGCCUGGGCACCGUCUAUUUAGUGGAAGCCUCGUUAUCUCUGCAGUGAUGGUGCGCUUUUACGCGCUGUGGAUGGGAACUCUCCUCCAGUUCUGUCAUGCGACGAUUUACACCAACGACUGGGCGAUCAGAAUAAGAGCUGACCUGGACACUGUCAACAGGAUAGCAGAGAAAUAUGGAUUUACUAACAUGGGUCAGAUCGGAUCCCUGAAGAGUUAUUACAGAUUUCGGCACCACGGGACAGCGAGGCGGUCCAAUGUGUCCAACAGCGAGCUGACUCUUAGCAUCGGCAAGGAGAUCAAGGUGGAGUGGCUCCAGCAGCAGGUCGUCCAGAGAAGAACAAAGCGGAGACCCGGAGCCAGCACCAUCUACUCUACUGGCACAAAGACCAAACACCUUCCCACUGCUCCUCCUCGGUCCAGCCGCACCCGGACGCUGCACUACAAUGACUCAAUGUGGAACAGCCUCUGGUACAAUCACUGCAGCGAGUCCAAAGGCUGCCCGGCUCGUAUGAACAUUGCGGAGGCCUGGAGGAGAGGGUACACUGGGAAGGGUGUGGUGGUGUCUGUCCUCGAUGAUGGCAUUGAGAGGGAGCAUCCGGAUCUUGAGCCAAAUUAUGAUCCUCUCGCCAGUUAUGAUGUGAAUGGACAAGACCGCGAUCCCUCUCCCAAUUAUUCCGACGAUGCUUCCAACUACCAUGGGACUCAGUGCGCGGGGAUGGUUGCCGCGGCUGCAGUUUACUCUCACUGCACAGUCGGAGUCUCUUUCCAGGCACGGAUCGGCGGUAUCCGUAUGAUGAACGGAGACGUGACAGACAUCGUAGAGGCCCAGUCACUGAGCUUCAGACCUCAGCAUAUUGACAUCUACUUAGCCAGCUGGGGGCCGGAGGAUGACGGGGCCACUUUGGAAGGGCCCGGACCUCUGACUCGGCUCGCCUUGCAAAAUGGCAUCAAAACAGGCCGGCAUGGGAGGGGCUCUGUCUUCGUCUGGGCGUCAGGGAGCGGAGGGCUGAGAGGUGACCAUUGCUCAUGUGACGGCUACUGCAGCAGUAUCUACACUAUCUCUGUCAGCAGCAGCAGCACUCAGCGGGGCAGCCAGCCAGAUUACCUGGAGCGGUGCUCCUCCACUCUGACGACAGCUUACACUGGUGGGCAGAUAGAGGAAACGGCAACGCUGGGUCCGCGGCAGAGCUGCAGCCGGGCUAAAUCCUCGACCUCCCUCUCCUCCUCCGUGGCUGCAGGCAUCAUCGCUCUCACUCUGGACGCCAACCCCUCGCUAACCUGGAGGGAUGUGCAGCACAUUAUCGUCCGAACAUCAAAAUCUCAUCCUCUCAUCGCUCCUGACUGGCGCGUUAAUGGAGCUGGGUACAAAGUGAGCCACCUAUAUGGCUUUGGCCUGCUGGAUGCUGCGAGCAUGGUGAAGGAGGCCGAGCGCUGGAAACAAGUUCCCUCGCAGCAUGAGUGUGUGGAGGAGGCCCCCAUCCAUGUGAGAAGAACUAUUCAUCCCGGCUCCGUGCUGACGUCUGUGUACGAGAGCGCCGGCUGCUCCGGCAGGGCCCUGCAGCGCGUUGUUUAUGUGGAGCAUGUCGUGGUCCGUGUUACCAUCACUCACGGGCAUCGCGGCGACCUUUCCAUUACGCUCGCGUCCCCUUCAGGCACCGUGUCGCAGCUGCUGGCAAACAGGCCUCUUGACGACUCCACAGAGGGAUUUCAGAACUGGGAAUUCAUGACGACUCACUGCUGGGGGGAGCAGGCAGCAGGGGAGUGGACUUUGAAAAUCGAGGAUACUCCCUCCCAGAAGAGAGACGCCGCUGAACUCGGGACGCUGGAGGAGUGGUCCCUGGUGAUUUACGGCACUGCGGAGCGGCCAUAUCCCGCACAUCGUGUGCGAGUCCGAUCGGCCGAGACGCCGAUGGACGGUGACAUCACUGAGGAGUACAGCGGACCCUGCGACCCAGAAUGCAGUGACGAUGGUUGUGAGGGGCCCAGCCCGCAGCAGUGUGUCACGUGCUUACACUUUUUUCUCAAGUUCAAGAACAACACAAGGACGUGCGUAUCAGAGUGUCCCAGGGGAUUCUGGGGUGACCGUCGCCGUUGUAAGAGGUGCUUCUCCUCCUGUGUGAGCUGCACCGGGAGUCGCAGCGAUCAGUGCACUUCCUGUAUACCUGGUCAUUACCUGACCGAGGGGACCAACACCUGCACAGCCCACUGUGGGGACGGCUACUACCUCGACCACGAUGCAAAUAUGUGCAGAAAGUGUAGUGAAAACUGCUUGAAGUGCACCUCCUACAGCAUCUGCACGGAAUGCAAACCAGACACAAGUCUGCAGGGGAAUCGGUGCCAGCAGAGCUGCGCGCCGGGGUUCUACCACGAAAAGCAGGAGGGCGCAUGCCUGCCCUGUCACGAGGCCUGCGCUACCUGUGCAGGUGCAGGUGUCGAAAAAUGCAAUCGCUGUGCAGAAGGCUACUUGAUGGAGGAGUGGAGGUGUGUGCCCUCCUGCAGUGCCGGCUUCUACGCCACAGAGCCAAACCCAGAGAUAGCUGAUGGGCACAGGAUAUGUAGGAGGUGUGACGCCAGCUGUCUCACCUGUGUGGGGCCGAGCCGGGGGAACUGCAGCAGCUGUUCCAGCGGUCACAGCCUGCAGGAUGGAGUGUGUGUUGUUAACACCGAGUGCACAGACGGACAGUACCACGACAGCAGCGGGAAGUGCCACGCAUGCGAUGCAACGUGUCUGAAGUGCACAGGGCCGCACGGAGAAGACUGCAUCAGCUGUGUUUCUUCACAGGCUCUGGACGACGGCCGCUGCGUGGAGGAGUGUGCCAAGGGCAAGUUCCGGUCAGGUGGCCGGUGUCACCUGUGUGACCACACCUGCGCCACCUGUGUGGAUGCAGGAGCUGCCAACUGUACCAGCUGUGACACCGACAAGUUUGGAAUGGAGCGCUACCUGUACACAGGCCAGUGUCUGGACGCCUGCCCCGAGGCCUUCUACCACACCAAAGAGAGGAGCUGCGAGCGCUGCUCGGACCACUGCCGGCUCUGCACAAGCCCGACUCACUGCCUCAAGUGUAACUCAUCCUACUACGUGUCCGGCGGAGUGUGUGCCAAGCUGGAGUGUGGAGAAGGGGAGGUGGAGGAUCCAGAUUACGACGACUGCAUGGCCUGCGAGGAGGGCUGCAGGAAGUGCGUCCUGUAUAACCCCAGGCAUUGCCUGUCCUGCAUUGAGGGCUUUUACAAUUUUCAGGAUGGCUGCUACAAAAACUGCCCGGCGAAGACAUACAGCGUGGAAGAGGACAUGACCUGCGUUCCGUGCGAUGACAACUGUGUGAGCUGCGAUGUACACGAGUGCUACUGGUGUGAGACCGACCUUUUCUUAUCAGAGGGGAGUUGUGUUUCAGAGUGUCCCGAUGGUUUCUAUGGCGACGAAGACACCAACGACUGCGAGGAGUGUCACCACGGUUGUGUGACAUGUAGCGGCCCGGAGGACGAUGACUGCCUGUCGUGUGAGGAGGCGAAGACGCUGGAAAACGGAGAGUGUGUGUCCGACCACGAGGUCUGUCCCAUUAAGACCUUUCGCAGCGAUGACGGAGCGUGUGAGGACUGCCACCCGUCCUGUGAGUCCUGCUCUGGAGAAGAGAAGAAUCAGUGUACGAAAUGUGCACAAGGCCGGUUUCUGACCACACAGCAAACAUGUGUGUCAAAGUGUCCGGGGGGUUUCUUCGCCAGCCGGCUGAGCGGCGUGUGCGAGUCCUGCCCUCCAGGCUGUUUACAGUGUGUGGACGCUCAGCGCUGCAGCCGCUGUCAGAGCACUCGUAAAGCUCAGUAUUUCCUGCAGGAUGGACAGUGUGUCCAGGAGUGUGUCAGGGGUUAUCCUGCAGGCCAGGUGUGUCGGAGCUGUGCGGCGGGCUGUGCGUCGUGUGUGAAGAACGCCACGCACUGCCUCAGCUGUGAAGAACCUCUCCUCCUACACAAGCGCCAGUGUGUGGACGAGUGUCCUCCAGCGCACACCGUGCGGGACGGGGAGUGCCAGCACUGCCCGUCAGCCUGUCAGGAGUGCAGCCCACUCGGGUCGUGCACAGGCUGUGAGGAGUAUCACUUUCUCCACGAAGGCCUGUGUGUGCUCGACUGUCCCGAGAGGUUCUUUGAGGACAACGAGCAAAGGGAGUGUUUGCGUUGCCACCCCGACUGCGCUUUGUGCGACGGCCCAAACAACAAUGACUGUGAUACCUGUGCAGACCCGGAGGCCACUCUGCAUAAUGGAGCAUGUCUGGCAGCCUGCCCCUCUCAUACCUAUAGAGACGCGUUAACAGGAGAAUGUAAAGACUGUGAUGCCUCUUGUCUUACCUGCUCUGGGCCCCACGCCGGCUCCUGCACCAGCUGCAGAGACGAUCAGAAGCUGGACGGCCACGCUCAUUGUCAGCCAUCAGCCAACAAGUGCUCGCCUCGCCAGUACGCGGACCGGGACGGGGAGUGCCAUCCGUGUCACAAGUACUGCCACGGGUGCUCGGGUCCCGGCAAGUCUCACUGCCUGAGCUGCAACCAGAGACAUCUCCUGCUCAAUGGCACCUGUGUGGCAGAGUGCCCAGCAGGCUACUACCAGGACGAGUCGGGGCAGAAAUGCGAGCCGUGCCACCCUUCCUGUCAGUCCUGCGUCGGAGGGCACAGCCACGAGUGCCUCGCAUGCAAAACCCACCUAUUCCGUGAGGGCAAAGAGUGCGUGGAGACCUGCCAGCACAGUCACUAUGGAAACACGGCCUCGAGGACGUGCGAGAAGUGUGACCCGAGUUGCGGCGAGUGCAUCGGGGGUGGCGAGGACAGCUGCCUGAGCUGCCCCCCGGGUCUCAUCUACUUGCGGAAAGAAGGCCGGUGCCUCCCCUCGUGCCCGCAGGGAUCCUACCACGACGCAGCGCACAGGACCUGCGAGCCCUGCCACGCCAGCUGCAGGGCGUGCUCAGGAGAAGACUCCCAGUCAUGUGACUCCUGCUUCCCUGGGUACCUGCUCUCAGACGGCGUGUGUGAGUCCAUGUGCGAUGUCGGCCGCUACCCCGUAAUGAAGGGUUCAGGCCACGCUUGCGAGGACUGCGACAGCUCCUGUCUGGAGUGUCGGGGGCCCGGUCCAGCCAACUGCACCGAGUGUCCAUCUCAGGCCAUCUUAGAAGCUGGAGGGCGCUGUCUGCUUUGUUGCCGCCAUGAGGGGGAGGAAGAGGAGGAGGAAGAGGAGGCGGAGGAGGAGGCCUCGACGCAGCAGCAGGACUGCUGUAACUGCACUGAGACUCGAGGCGUGUGCGUCCUCAGCACCAACUUGGCGUUCAGGAACGAGGAGGAAGAGGAGGCCAGCGGUAACCUGGCAGUGUUCAUCAUCGCCUGCAUCCUGUUGGUGUUUGGACUGGUGGCUGUCGUCUUCCUCGUCAGACACUCCCGCUCCAAGAGUGCGCCCCCGGACAUCCCUCCCCGAGGCUAUGAGAAGCUGGGCUCUGGCGGGGGCUACGGGGGUGGCAGCAGAAUCGGCGGCUACAGCUCCUCUUCCUCCGCGAGCUACGGCGGCCGCGCCAGCUCCUCCGGCGGUCGGUUCAAGGAGGCUGAGUUGGUUGACAUUGGCGAGCGCCGCUUGGGGAGUAAGGAUGACGACGACGACGACGAUGAAGACGAGGACAUUGUUUACAUGGGCCAGGACGGCACCGUCUACAGAAAGUUCCGGUACGGACAGCUGGGGGAGGACAACGAGGACGAGCUGGAGUACGAUGAUGAGAGCUACACAUUCAGAUGAAGCACAAAAGAAUCUCUCUGUGGAAACACUUCUCCUUUCUCUUCUCUUCCUCGCUCCUCUUCCUCCCUCUGUGCUGUUUAUCUCCUCCUGCCCCGAGGGACAGACCCGUUUAUCCUUCACUGGAUAUGAGUUGAACCAAAUGAGACAUGAGAAGCUAUUUAUACUGAGCUAUCCAUUCACAAAAUGAAACAUGCUGCGGACAAUCCAACGUUGUUUUGCAUCCUUUGAGUUUUUACAUAAUUAAGGUUGAUUUUCUAGACUUAGUUUGGAGUAUAAACUAUUCCCACAUAUAUAUAUAUAUAUAACAUAAUUUAUCAUGAUCAUUUACCAGUUUUGACAGUUUUCUUUAAUCACAUUAUCCGUCUUUGAAAUUGUUGUGGUGUUGGAUUAAAAAGUUUAAGUUUAAUUAAUCAUUGUUUUCCCUUUGCUUUUUCUUUAUUCCCAAGUGUCUGCAGUCAUUUUGGAAACGUGGGUUCUGUUUUGAAUAAAGCCUGUUAGAAAA